This is a messenger RNA of Momordica charantia (bitter melon), 1581 nucleotides long. NCBI's taxonomy places the organism in Eukaryota, Viridiplantae, Streptophyta, Magnoliopsida, Cucurbitales, Cucurbitaceae. The record is from RefSeq and is a predicted model, not a curated record.
AUGGCUUUUCGGCGGAACACGAGAGCUCACAACUACGAGGAUCCGAAUCCUAGAGGUGAGGGAGCAGCGGAUCCGAAUGUUCCCCCGGCAGUUCCUGGAGGGGUAGCACCCCCGUGCCCUCAGGCAGCUUCUCAGGGAGUUCCCCAGGUGAAUCCCCAGGUGGCGUUAUUAGCUGAGGCAUUGCAAGUAUUGCUGGAUAAUGCGAAUGGAGCCGGUGGAGCUCAAGUGCAGCAGCCUCGCUGGGCACAAAUUCCGCAAGAGGAGGUGAGUGAGAGGCCUACUGCGGCCGAGGAAUGGGUCAGGGAGUUGGAAGCCCUUUAUGUGUAUCUGGGGUGCUCCGACGAUUUCAAGGUCCGGGGAGCAGUGUUUAUGCUUCGGGGAGAAGCAGUAAAUUGGUGGGAGUCGGUGGCGGCAGCAGAGGAUCACGCCAACGUACCCGUCACAUGGGCAAGAUUUAAGGACCUACUCUAUGAGUACUAUUUCCCCGUGACUGUCAGGAAUGAAAAACGGGUAGAGUUUCUCCGUCUCACUCAAGGAAGCCUAACUGUGGCCGAAUACGAGAGGAAGUUCACUGAGCUGUCCCGUUUUGGAAUGCAGUAUAUUCCUACUAAGCAAUUAAAGAUUGACAAGUUCAUUGACGGUCUGCGUAGGGAGAUCAAGGGGCUACUUGUUCUCAAGGAACCAACUACAUAUGCAGCGGCAGUCAGGUGUGCUUUGGUUAUGGACAAAUGUCUUGAGGAGCCUCAGUCUCAGCAGGUGAUAGGCUCCAGCUCGGGGGUCAAGAGGAAAUUUGCAUCGUUCUCCUCCAGUCAACCCUCAAGAAGACACCAGCAUCAUGUGCAAAGGCAAACUGCUCCUCCGGUGUGCCCCUCUUGUAAGAAAAGCCAUGCUGGGCCAUGUUGGGUGGGAAAAAGAAUAUGUUACAGGUGCCAGAAGGAAGGACAUUUCGCAAGGGAGUGUCCGAUGACCGGCUCGAAUACCCAAGCUUUAGGCCAGAGGAUCCCUGCGACAGCGGCAGCUCAAGGUGGGACCCAUAGGGCGCGCGUCUUCGCUCUCACCAGGGGGGAUGUUGAGUAUGCCGAGGCGGUGGUCACAUGGACUGUUUUAGUGCUUAGUAUGCCUGCUUACGCAUUAUUUGACUCUGGAUCUAGUCAUUCUUUCAUUGCUUCUACCUUUGUUCUACAUGCGGACUUAGAGCUAGAAUCAUUAGGCUUUUUGUUGUCGGUAUCCACACCGUCAGGAUCUGUGUUGGUCACUAGUCAAGUGGUGAAAGGAGGCCAGCUCUCUUUCGAUGGUCAGACCUUGGAGGUGAAGUUAAUCCAACUGGAUAUGCAGGAUUUCGAUGUGAUACUAGGCAUGGAUUGGUUAGCUGCUAACCGGGCUAAUAUUGAUUGCUCGAAGAAGAAAGUUAGCUUUCGCUUGCCCUCCGGACAAAACUUUACCUUUAAAGGAGUCAAGGCCGGGGUCCCGAGGGUGGUGUUAGCAUUGAAGGCUAGCCAUCUUCUCCAGCGUGGUGCCUGGGCCUAUUUGGCUAGCGUUGUGGAUGCAAGGAAGGUUGUGCCGAGCAUUGAGGCGACAUAA